Molecule: messenger RNA, 393 nt
Organism: Prorocentrum cordatum
Lineage: Eukaryota; Dinophyceae; Prorocentrales; Prorocentraceae
Source: the annotation of a GenBank genome assembly
AUGUACGGCUUGCAGUGCCUCCUCCCAUUCCUCAUGAUCAAUGUCUUGAACACGAUCUUUGACUUGUUCAGCUUGUACAAGAUGAGCAUUAUGCCAUACGGCUUCUUCCUUCUCGCGUCCGUGGUGGCCGAGGGGGGCGCCGCGUAUUUCGCCUACAGCGCGUUCAAGGUCUGCAGAGACAUGCAGCCGAGCCAGGGCACGGAGAUGGAGGGCGGCAUGGGCGGAGGCAGCGGCUACGUGCAGGCUCGCCGCGGGGGGGGAGGACGAUCCACUCCUUCGGCGGCAGUGCCCAGCAGGAGCCGGAUGACGCGACGGCGCAACAGGCGCAGAGCUUCCAGCUCUUCUCCGGCUCCGGGAACCGCCUCGGCGGCUGAUCGGCACGAGCGAAGCUGA